Acipenser ruthenus (sterlet) is the source of this 5514-nucleotide messenger RNA. Its product is annotated as beta-2 adrenergic receptor-like. The transcript is spliced from 2 exons. Gene Ontology annotation, molecular function: beta1-adrenergic receptor activity; beta3-adrenergic receptor activity; epinephrine binding. NCBI's taxonomy places the organism in Eukaryota, Metazoa, Chordata, Actinopteri, Acipenseriformes, Acipenseridae. Bases 766 to 2139 code for a protein of 457 amino acids. Gene Ontology annotation, cellular component: membrane. Gene Ontology annotation, biological process: norepinephrine-epinephrine-mediated vasodilation involved in regulation of systemic arterial blood pressure; adenylate cyclase-activating adrenergic receptor signaling pathway; positive regulation of heart contraction. The record is from RefSeq and is a predicted model, not a curated record.
UAUAUUGACUCCUCCCUGUUAGCUGUGAGUGUGAUUAUUAAAGCUAGUGCAAUCGGGGCAGCAGACAGUAGAGAACCUCUGUCUGCUGGAGUGCUAACAUUGAGAGAAGAGAGAGAACAUGAAUCAGGAGGAGAGGAAAACAACUCACUGGACUCUAUCAGUGCUGUUAUUUGAGCACGGACUCCGAUUCCAACUCUCCAGCGUUUAGGACUAAAAAGAACAAUUUGAGAAGGAGCAAGAGAAAUUAUAACUAGAAGGAUUUAUUAUUAUUAUUAUUUUAUCUGACAGUUGGAGGACUGCUUGACAUUUAAAAAUAAUAAAUAACAAAAAUUGUUAUUAUAUUUGUAUUAUUUAAUGGGAAUGGGAAUUCGGACAGAUAAUCAAGUCUGGGGUUAAGUAAACGAACAAAUUUUUGUUUUUUUUUGUUUUUUUUUGGUAAACAAAAAAUUGAUUAGAAAGAAAAGAAACACUUGGAAGAUUCUUUAAAGCACAUUUCAAAACAAACAAACCAAAAAAAAUCCUUAGAUAAAAGCAUCUACAUUUUGUUGAGAGUGCGGACGAAGGUGUUUAUUAAGAAAAAUAAACAUGGAGAAAAAAACUUGCUUUUUUAAAAAAAAAACAGAUCCAAAAUAAUAAUAAUAAUGAUAAUUAAAAGAAUAAAAAGAUGAUUGCCCUGGGAGCUUUAAGAACACACAGGAAGACGGAAUAACACAACUAACCCCGAUGGGACUUAUAUACUUCUAAUUUUCAUUAAGAUAAAACAAAAUGUUCAGUGGUGAGAGACAGACACCAAACGCCACCCCAACGGCGAUUACCAACACGUCCAGCGCUGGCAAGACUGACCCCAACUCUGAACUGCUGCGUCAGUCCCUCCUGACCACCAUGAUGACCUUUAUAGUCUUGAUAAUCAUUAUUGGUAACCUGCUGGUCAUCAUAGCCAUUGCCAAGACCUCUCGCCUGCAGACCAUCACCAACAUCUUCAUCACGUCUCUCGCCUGUGCCGACCUCAUCAUGGGGAUAAUGGUGGUGCCGCUGGGGGCUUCCUUGGUGGUGUCCCAGCACUGGCUGCUGGGGACCACAGCCUGUGAGCUGUGGACGUCGGUGGACGUCCUGUGCGUGACGGCCAGCAUUGAGACUCUGUGUGUGAUUGCGGUGGACCGCUACAUCGCCAUCACGGCGCCCCUGAGGUACAAGGUCCUGCUAAGCAAAGCACGCGCCCGGGUCAUCGUGUGUGUGAUCUGGGCCGUGUCUGCGCUCAUCUCCUUCCUGCCCAUCAUGAAUCACUACUGGCGCGACGAGGCGGACAAGGAGGCCCGGAUAUGCUACCAGGACCCCACCUGCUGCGACUUCGUCACCAACAUGACCUAUGCCAUCACCUCCUCCGUCGUCUCCUUCUACAUCCCCCUACUGGUCAUGAUCUUCGUCUACGCCCGCGUCUUUGUCAUCGCGUCCAAGCAGGUGCACCUGAUCGAGAAGAGCCGGGUGCGUUUCCAAGACAACCUGGGAGAUGGCUGGGGGGCCAACGUGGCCCCCGGGAAGCAUGCCAAGCGUCGGCCUUCCAGGCUGGCAGCCAUCAAAGAGCACAAGGCCCUCAAGACGCUGGGCCUCAUCAUGGGCAUCUUCACCCUGUGCUGGCUGCCCUUCUUCAUGGCCAACAUCAUCAAGGUCUUCGUCAAGGGUAUCAUCGACAAGCACGUCUUCCUGACGCUCAACUGGCUCGGCUACGUCAACUCCGGCUUGAACCCGAUCAUCUACUGCCGCAGCCCCGAUUUCCGCGCGGUCUUCAAGAAGCUGCUCCGCUGCCCUUGGGUUUCGGAGACGUGGCUGCGCGCCUUUUCCAAGGAGCUUCAGAUGCGGUGCCCCUGCCUCGCUGGGGACGCGGGAGGUAGCAAGGAUCCAGGGGGCCCUUACCAAACACGUGCUCCCAUCCCGCCGGGGCUGGAGGCGGAGGAGAGCGUGGCUAGCAGCCGGAGCAGCAGCCGCAGCGACCAGCACUCCCCCAGAGCCCCGUGUCCCAAUGGGAAUACACACUUCAGUGAUUUUGCUACGACGGAGACAGAAAUUUUCUGUUUACAGUCAGAAGAAGAUGGCCAAUCAGAAAUAGGCUGCCUGGAAGUGGACUGCAUUCCGGUUGGUUAACCUGAGGAACGCAUCAUCAUCAUCAUCAUCAUCAUCAUCAAGGGAUGGUGAUUGGCUGAUCAGACGAAACAGACGUUGGCGAUUGGCUGGACCUAGCUCCACCCCCCCUGAGAAGCAGCAGCAGCAGCAGUCACCCUGCGGAGAAGCUCUCCCAGUGCAUUGUGGGGUAGAUAUCGGAGCAGGUCUUGAUAGGGAUGCACACUGUCUGUCUGUCUGUCUGGUACUGAUAUGGUACCAUGGGACUGCAAUGGAUUACCAGCAGUGUGGAUUGUGUGUCCGUACUACAGUGACACUGUUGGUAUGUCAAACUGUGAAAAUGUUCUCAUUGACUAUUCUUCCAGCCUUAUCUUAUUGUAGCAUAGUGCAGGACCAUUGCACUGCCAUGGAAGAUCAUAUGGGAUUUGCCAUACAUAGAGUACUGUGGUACCAUUCUAUCAGUGGCAGCCUAGUUGCAUUGUAGUUGCCCUUGCGCUACCAUUGUCCCUCUGUACAAGACAAUUGCAUUGGUUCUCUCUGCACUAUCCCUGAAGAUACUUGUGUAAUGCAACUGAAAGGAAACCCAGACACUAUGAUAUGAACUACCAUUGGCUGGGACUGAGGACUCAAAAGCUGUGCUGUUGUGACGGUGUGACUCUAAAGGACAGAACUCGCUCUCAGAGGACGCAUGAAACUCCAGUACAGAUGUGGUAAACCACCUGGAUUGAAAAAAAAAAAACGGAACUCCCUGAAAACGAUUUUACAUUCCUGUUGAAGUCCUGCUUUUUCGAAGCUGUCGCUGCAAACGUGCGGCGAGCACAAAGCAGCCGCGUGACACCUUUCUGUUCUUUUGCAAUUCCGAUUCCGGAAUUUUGAGGGAGUGCGCCUUUUAAAUUAACCCUUUGUUGACAUGUUCAGGAAUAUUGUGCCUAACUUAUUAUUUUAAAAUCUUAGCUUUGCUUUUUUUUUUUUUUGUAUUGAAUAUUGUAUGUCAGUAUUUAAAAUAAGGUAUGAAUAAUGUUGAUUUUUAUUUUGAUAUAGUGUUAGGGGUUAUCUUUAAAAAUGUGAGGUGGAGGCGAGUGGUGUGGGAAUCUAGUGAUAGCAGAAUCACAGCUGUAGUUGUGCUACCAUUGCCUCUUAGCCAGCACAGAAGCGUUGCCACUGUGGGGGCCACUGGUGACCGGUCAUUGAAGAGCAUUUGAGGAGCUCCUCUAUGACUCCAUGUACACUGGGACAGUUUAAUCCAGUUCAGGCUUUUCAACUCAUGUCGCAAUGCAUUCUGGGAUGUUUUACCUGUCUCAGGUUCCUUUCACAGCAGGACUACACUUACCAGAAUGCAAUGGGGUUUAAAAAGCCUGAAUUGCCCUAAACUGUCCUGGGGGUCAUAUGAUAACCCUAACCCUGGACAAUGGCACGCAUUCUCUAAACAAACCGAUUAGUGUGGAAACCUGGAUAUUCCAAGUAAAAUCAAAUUAAAAUAAAAAAAUGCUUUCAGUCUAGAUGUUUAACACAGGCAAAAUAAGCUGAUCCCUGGAGCCAGCAUUACACUUCAGCCAUCAACACCAGGCAGAAGGAUAUCUACAUCAUCAGAUGGAAGGAAACGCAAAUGGAUGGAGACGCAGAUUAAUCACAUUAGUUUACUGUAAAGCUACGACUUAGUUGGUGCUUGUCUUGGCGAGAGUUCAAAUCGGCAUGAAGUUUUAACAUCUACUCUCAUGUAAUGGAAAUCCUUUUUUUUUAUAUACCUAUUGUUUCCCCAGAGCAGGACUGAUAUACACAUAUUAGACCCCCCAUAUUCAAACUGCCAUACACAUAUUAGACCCCCCAUAUUCAAACUGCCAUACACAUAUUAGACCCCCCAUAUUCAAACUGCCAUACACAUAUUAGACCCCCCAUAUUCAAACUGCCAUACACAUAUUAGACCCCCCAUAUUCAAACUGCCAUACACAUAUUAGACCCCCAUAUUCAAACUACCAUACACAUAUUAGACCCCCAUAUUCAAACUACCAUACACAUAUUAGACCCCCCAUAUUCAAACUGCUAUACACAUCUUAGACCCCCAUAUUCAAACUACCAUACACAUAUUAGACCCCCAUAUUCAAACUGCCAUACACAUAUUAGACCCCCCAUAUUCAAACUACCAUACACAUAUUAGACCCCCCAUAUUCAAACUACCAUACACAUAUUAGACCCCCAUAUUCAAACUGAUAUACACAUAUUAGACCCCCAUAUUCAAACUGCCAUACACAUAUUAGACCCCCAUAUUCAAACUGCCAUACACAUAUUAGACCCCCAUAUUCAAACUGCCAUACACAUAUUAGACCCCCAUAUUCAAACUACCAUACACAUAUUAGACCCCCAUAUUCAAACUGAUAUACACAUAUUAGACCCCCCAUAUUCAAACUACCAUACACAUCUUAGACCCCCAUAUUCAAACUACCAUACACAUAUUAGACCCCCCAUAUUCAAACUACCAUACACAUAUUAGACCCCCCAUAUUCAAACUGCCAUACACAUAUUAGACCCCCAUAUUCAAACUGCCAUACACAUAUUAGACCCCCCAUAUUCAAACUGCCAUACACAUAUUAGACCCCCAUAUUCAAACUGCCAUACACAUCUUAGACCCCCAUAUUCAAACUGCCAUACACAUAUUAGACCCCCCAUAUUCAAACUGCCAUACACAUAUUAGACCCCCAUAUUCAAACUACCAUACACAUAUUAGACCCCCCAUAUUCAAACUGCCAUACACAUAUUAGACCCCCCAUAUUCAAACUGCCAAGCCUAUCAGUGGUAAAAUACUCGUCAAUAUACUUCCUCUGAAAUGCAUUACUCAGCUAACAAGUACAGUAGCUUGUGUGGUCUAGUUGACAGGUUUAUUACCAGACUCUACAGCUGUGGCCAAAUGUUUUGCAUCACCCCAUAGAAUGAACUAAAUAUUGCUUCAUGAAGUCGAAUGGAACCUGCUGAGUAACGCUGCGUUAGCACAUUGAAUUACACACCGCUUUGUAGUUUUACAGAUGCCAGCACAUAACGAAAAACUAACACACAACUAAAAAAUGUGACAUUUCGAAAUCCCACUAUUAUGGCUUCGGGAAGACUUUUGCAACAUCAUUUUGUAGUUUUCUUUGAUUACAUGAUGUUAAAUAAAAGAAAUUGUUCAUAUGGUUUAUUUUGUAUUUUGCCUCAGUAUUAAAAUUCUAGGUGAUGCGAAACUUUUGUUGUGAGCUGUAGCUGCCAGUGCUAAUGCUCGGGGUCCCUGCUAAGUAAUGUGUACAGUACUGUGUAAAUAAUAUCUCUCUUCUUGUAUAUAAGUGGAAAAGCAAAGUCUAUUUAAAAAUAAAUAUCAAUAUAUAAAAAAAUAUAGAAAUUGCAGAAACUACGUGUUGUUGUGUGUUGCUU